This is a messenger RNA of Tuber aestivum (summer truffle), 1392 nucleotides long. Lineage: Eukaryota; Fungi; Ascomycota; Pezizomycetes; Pezizales; Tuberaceae. The record is from the annotation of a GenBank genome assembly.
AGUGCUCUUACGACGCUGACUCUGCGGUCACCUCCUAGCGGUGUGUCUUCCUAUCGGUUUUCCCUGCGCGCGAUAGUCUUCCCUUCCAAGUGUUGCCAUCAUAUACUGCCAUCAACCCACACCCUUCUUGCCUGGUGCUCAUAUUGCACAUUCACCAAACAUUCGACUGCCACCAAAUCCUCCCUUACAGCUUUCCACCCUCUCGCCAACAUGUUUGGUAAUCCCACGUUCAGACACUCCCCAGAGUACAAAGAGUUAGGCCAACACUACCUACCUCUCCAAGCUAUGAAGUUUGAGCCCCAUAAUUAACCUUUGCUCAAUAGCUUCCUGUUUGACGGAACCAUCACACUGUGCAUUGGGCGAGACAAAAAGAGAAUGGAAAUUCAUAAAAAACUCCUCACAAGCAUAUCCCCCGAGCUCGACAAGCACGUCAACAACGACAUGAAAGAGGGCAUCGAGGGUGUAAUACAUUUACCGGAUGAGGGGGAAGAGGCUAUCGCUCUUUUUACCAAAUGGGCAUACACUGGAGACUAUACCGCCUGGGACAGUGCGCUGUUCGGUAUAGCACAGCAUCAAUGGCCGAGCCUUCAUAAGCACCUUCAGCUCUGCGCAUUCUCAGAUAAAUUCAACAUACCCGUCUUAAAACAGUUGGCGGAAUUGAAAUUUUACACCCAGAUAAUUACUCUCGAGCCCAAGAGCAAGGAAGAUGGCGCAGGCCUUAUCCUAGCGAUAAGUUAUGCACAUAAUAACCUUCGCAGCUCGGAUCCGGUUCUGAAAUUCCUGACGCAAUAUGCUUCAUGGAAGUUUGAGUUGCUACGGGAGACACCCGGAUUCAGGGAAUUGAUUAUGGCACAGCCAGAGUUUCUCACGGAAUUGCUUGCCACCUUGAAAGGAUCGAGCACUAAGCCCAUCGCCCCGGAACCCCAAAAGCGCCCGAAGAAGAAAAACAAUUCGAACAUUUUCGGUACGGGCCAGCCGCCGAAGCCUCAGCCCCCCCCCCCUCUCUUCGGCUCGUGGCCGUCACAAUUCUAAUAUUAUGACGUUCGCGCCCCGAAUAAAUUUGAAAUGCAACAGACUAGUUCUCCCUUGGUGGCGAAGGUCCGAAUUGUGGCUAUAAGUUCUUGUUUUUCGUCUCCUUGAUGCAAUGUAUACAUUUAAUACUCCCUUCUUCCCAUGACCUUCCAUAACCUGAAAAACAAAAAAAACUAUCAGGCUCGAUAUCCUAUAGAGCUUUAGAGACUAGACUAUGAUACAGUACUUGUAUAUCUUUCUUCUUGAGGCACCCCUUCGCCCUAGUCCACACAAGCUCAAGGUCCAACCUUGUCUCCACAAAUUAAAUAUCUCCAGCCAGCGACAUGCCAACAAACCAGCUCAUAUCUUAUACUCUGCGCC